Plasmodium reichenowi is the source of this 300-nucleotide messenger RNA. Its product is annotated as reticulocyte binding protein 2b. Lineage: Eukaryota; Apicomplexa; Aconoidasida; Haemosporida; Plasmodiidae. The annotation marks the transcript as partial. The record is from RefSeq and is a predicted model, not a curated record. The transcript has a single exon.
UACAUACUAGUCAUAUGAGUGACAUCGAAAGUACCCAAACCGCUGAUAUUAAUAACCUUCAAAGUACACAAACCGCUGAUAUUAAUAACCUUCAAAGUACACAAACCGCUGAUAUUAAUAACCUUCAAAGUCCACAAACCGCUGAUAUUAAUAACCUUCAAAGUACACAAACUAGUCAUAGGAGUAACACCCAUGGGCAAGAAAUCAGUGAUAUUGUUGACGAUGAAAUUACACAUCCUAGUAAUAUUGGAAAAGAAAAAAUUACUCAUAAUGAUGAAAUUUCAAUCACUAGUGAAAGAA